CGGCAUCUGCCCUAUUAAACAACAUUCAAACCUUAACCCUGUAUACCUAUGGAAGAUAGAAUUACUUAACUCUAUACUAGGUAGUUUCGCCGUACCCGUUUCCAAAGACACGCAGUCCGACCUAGCUGAGAUUAAUAACCCCAUCGACCCAAACCCAUCAUCCCUCUCGUGUAUACUUAGGUCACACCAAAUAUCAUUACUUAACAUACAUAAUCAAUAUGCCUUCAAUCGAAUUGGGAGAUUCGAUACCUCCGAAUACUGCUCACGCCGUGAGUGUCUCGCUUCCCACCUGGAAAUCCAACGUGGGGUACGAGGAGGGCGAGCAAUGGGUCCUCGGCACUAUGGUCACGGGUUAUCCAAGGUUCUUUAUCCACAAGAGCAUACAGGCCUUUGGUCGCGACAUUGCCGCCAGAUAUGGGACUGAAGAGCAGCAGGCUAUACUGUUCCCGACCAGGAAGACGGCAAAUCGAUGUAUUGACUUCGUCCGAGACAAGGCCCCGCAGUCUGCCCUCGCCAACCUUGGUGUCCUUCAUUUGGUUCUAGAUCCCGCCAAAAAACCGCCGGAGUCAUUGCUAUCCGCUACGCCGUCUAUCUCAGCUGUCUUAUGCUCCGCGGAGACAUUCCCAUUUGUUAAACAGUAUUGGCAGCAUUCCGGCGAUGGUGUGUCAAGUCGACGUGCGGAAUUCUGCCACGGCCUGUUUAACGAAAACAUACUAGUCCCCGAGGAGCAGGCAUCGCCGCCUCCAGCAGCACAGCAGAAGUUAUGCCGGGGACCAAAGAGAUACCGAAGAACAGCUUCCAUCGACCAUAAUACGAACGGAUCAAACGGGGCUAGCCGUCAUUUCCCCGUGACUCUAGAGACGACCACGGAUAAUGGCACAACAGAUUCACUCGAAACCUCGCGGUUCCUAGAAGAACGAUAUGGGAGGAACCUCGACCUCUCCCUGGUUCCCAACGCUAAGUCGGCUAUCAGGCGUCGCAUCGCCGGCGUCCUGACCACAGAUAUCGAUUUGGAAAGCACUACCGCAUUUCCAACCAUGGAUUCCAACGCUCGCGGGAUCUCAAACUUCAAGGAGGACGAUAUAUAUCUGGUUCCCUGCGGGAUGAACGCUAUCUUUACUACUCACCAGACCCUCCUCAAGGCGCGAGAGCCUCGGAAGAGUAUCAACUUCGGGUUCCCGUAUGUGGACACCCUCAAGAUCUUGCAAAAGUUCGGCCCGGGUGCCAUCUUCUACGGCUACGGCUCUUCUUCAGACCUUGACGACCUCGAGGGUCGCCUACAGAAUGGAGAGAGGUUCCUAGCUCUUUUCUGUGAAUUUCCCGGCAACCCCUUAUUGACUUGCCCCGAUCUCGUACGCAUCCGACGAUUGGCCGAUAUGUACGACUUUGCCGUGGUAGUUGACGAAACGGUGGGCACGUUUGUCAACGUCAACGUACUCCCCUUUGCCGACGUCGUCGUCAGCAGUCUGACCAAAAUUUUCUCCGGGGACUGCAACGUUAUGGGCGGCAGCAUCAUCCUGAACCCGAACAGUCGGUACUAUGACUCGUUAAAAUCCGUCAUGGCGAACGAAUUCGAGGAUACGUAUUGGGCCGAGGACGUUAUCUUCAUGGAGAGGAACAGCCGCGACUUCAAGUCCCGUAUUGAUAGAGUUAAUACGAAUGCUGAGGCCAUCUGUGACAUCUUAAAGGCGCAUCCACUAGUCACUAAUCUUUACUACACCAAAUACAACGAGACCAGGCCCAACUACGAGAUCUGUAAAUUGCCAAACGGAGGCUACGGCGGGCUCUUGUCGUUCACACUAAAAACUAAAGCUCAUGCCAUGGCAUUCUUCGAUGCCCUUGAAACAGCCAAAGGACCGAGCUUAGGCACCAACUUCACCUUAACCUCGCCAUACAUGGUUCUGGCCCAUUAUCAGGAGUUGGAAUGGGCCGCCGGGUACGGAGUAAAUCCCGACUUACUCCGGGUCAGCGUUGGAUUAGAAGAUAAUUUAACAUCUGUCUUUGCGAAUGCUCUGAAAGCGGCUGAAGCAUGCCAAGUUGGCGAGUAAAUUACUCAGUAAGGUUGUUGGGCAGCGUCAAAAAAAGGAUAUCAUGACGAUAUAGCGAUGAUAUGAGAAAUUUAGCACGAAGAUCAUCCAUCAUUACCGCCCUCUCCUGCCUCGUCCCCAACCGUGACGUACGUGUUUAUCUUAUUGUAAUCACAUGCGUUGAAAAGUGUAUGUUAGCGAAAAGGAAGAUCAUUAUAAUUACCUCGUACGGCAAUUACUAUGUUAACUCGCGUAUCCGAUUCAUAA
Molecule: messenger RNA, 2294 nt
Organism: Annulohypoxylon truncatum
Lineage: Eukaryota; Fungi; Ascomycota; Sordariomycetes; Xylariales; Hypoxylaceae
Product: PLP-dependent transferase
Exons: 2
Coding region: 219-2048 (609 amino acids)
Biological process (GO): transsulfuration
Molecular function (GO): pyridoxal phosphate binding; cystathionine gamma-synthase activity
Source: RefSeq, a predicted model, not a curated record